Molecule: messenger RNA, 1877 nt
Organism: Octodon degus (degu)
Lineage: Eukaryota; Metazoa; Chordata; Mammalia; Rodentia; Octodontidae
Gene: Wrap53
Product: WD repeat containing antisense to TP53
Exons: 12
Coding region: 1-1863 (620 amino acids)
Biological process (GO): Cajal body organization
Cellular component (GO): Cajal body
Molecular function (GO): RNA binding; protein binding
Source: RefSeq, a predicted model, not a curated record
AUGACAAGCGUUCCUGGACCCACAGAACGCGGUGCUUUCGGUUUGGUAUCCAGACUGUGGGGCUCGCUGCUUGGGGGGUUUCAGCCUCUCUCCGGAAAGAGAAAGAAGGUGCUAGUGGGCUUUUUCCAGUGUUGCGUUCAGAUCCCUGAGAACUUCGGAGCCGUCCCGGCCACACCGCUGCCUGGACGGCGGAAAGAAGUUGCCGGCUCGGGCCAGUGUCUGGUGCGCUUCCUCUGCACUGUGAAGAUGUCGGAAACGCUCUUAUCGCCCGACGGGCUUCCUUCAGAUCAGACCCCAGCUUCUCCCAGUCUCUCUCCCCAGGACUCCCUGAUGGAUGAAAAUACAGAACCUGGACUGAUCCCACCGUCACCCGAGGGGGAUAAUCCGCCCCCAACGUCGCCAGAUCGCGUCGUUGGCCCAAGUGUGUCUCAGGGGCUGGGGGAGAGGGGUCCAAUUUCUCCCUCCGUUCCCAUAGAAGCAGAAUCUGAUACUGCUAGGGAGUCGAGUCCUCGAGUCGAGGAGCAAGAACUUUCUGAAAUUGCAAGCCAACCUGCAGAAGAAACGAACGGGCCAGAGUUGGGGGUUGGGGAGGCUGUGGAAAAUAUGUCUGAGGAGCCUGCCCCAGAGAGUGAGGGAGACAACCUUUGGAGCUACAGCUUCUCCCAGCUACCUCGAUUUCUUAGUGGUUCCUGGUCCGAAUUUAGUGCUCAACCUGAGAACUUCUUGAAAGGCUGUAAGUGGGCUCCUGAUGGUUCCUGCAUCUUGACAAAUAGUGCUGAUAACACCCUGCGGAUUUAUAACCUGCCCCCAGAGCUGUACAGUGACGGGGAGCAAGUGGAAUGCACAGAAAUGGUCCCUGUCCUUCGAAUGGUGGAGGGUGAUACCAUCUACGAUUACUGCUGGUAUUCUCUGAUGUCCUCAGCCCAGCCGGAUACCUCCUACGUGGCCAGCAGCAGCCGGGAGAACCCGAUUCACAUCUGGGAUGCAUUCACUGGCGAGCUCCGAGCUUCCUUUCGUGCCUACAAUCACCUGGAUGAGCUGACAGCAGCCCAUUCCCUCUGCUUCUCCCCGGAUGGCUCCCAGCUCUUUUGCGGCUUCAACCGGACCGUGCGUGUCUUUUCCACAUCCCGACCUGGCCGAGACUGUGAGGUGCGAGCCACCUUUGCGAAAAAGCAGGGCCAGAGUGGCAUCAUCUCCUGCAUAGCCUUCAGCCCUACCCAGCCCCUCUAUGCCUGUGGCUCCUAUGGCCGCUCCCUGGGCCUGUAUGCCUGGGAUGAUGGCUCCCCUCUGGCCUUGCUGGGUGGGCACCGAGGGGGCAUUACCCACCUGUGCUUUCAUCCUGAUGGCAACCGCUUCUUCUCAGGAGCCCGAAAGGAUGCUGAACUUCUGUGCUGGGAUCUCCGGCAGCCUGGUCACCCGCUCUGGUCCCUGAGUCGUGAGGUGACCACUAAUCAGCGCAUCUACUUUGAUUUGGACCCGACUGGGCAGUUCCUGGUGAGUGGUAGCACCAGUGGGGCUGUCUCUGUGUGGGACAUCAGUGGGGCUGUUGAUGCCAGUGGGAAGCCAGAGCCCAUGCUGAGUUUUCUGCCCCAGAAGGACUGCACCAAUGGGGUGAGCCUGCAUCCUAGUCUGCCUCUGCUGGCCACUGCCUCUGGUCAGCGUGUGUUUCCAGAGCCCACUGAAAGUGGAGAUGAAGGGGAGCAGGUGCUGGAUCUUCCGCUACUCUCCUUGCGCCACGUCCACCUCGAGUGUCGGCUCCAGCUCUGGUGGUGUAUGGGGGAUCCAGAUCCCAGUGACCCUGGUGACCACCAGGAUGAGACCAGACUAGAAGGGACAGAGGGAGGUGGGGAUGAACUUACAUAAAAAGGUUUUCUAUG